This is a messenger RNA of Homalodisca vitripennis (glassy-winged sharpshooter), 1332 nucleotides long. Its product is annotated as cathepsin B-like. Gene Ontology annotation, biological process: regulation of catalytic activity. Bases 82 to 1092 code for a protein of 336 amino acids. Gene Ontology annotation, molecular function: cysteine-type endopeptidase activity. Gene Ontology annotation, cellular component: lysosome. The transcript is spliced from 7 exons. Lineage: Eukaryota; Metazoa; Arthropoda; Insecta; Hemiptera; Cicadellidae. The record is from RefSeq and is a predicted model, not a curated record.
UCUAGAGUGAUUUCAUAUGUAUUAGAUAGUGAAUUCCACUUAAAUACAAAGAUUCAAUUGAAGGUUUUAGUCGUUAACAGGAUGAAGGCUGUAUAUCUAGUGUUACUGUUGGUGGCCGUGACUGCCGCCUUGGACUUAGACCAGCAGUUGGAAAGAGAUGAGAUUAUUGAUGCCGUGAACUCGGGACACUCUACGUGGACGGCAGGCAGAAAUUUCAACCCUUCCAUCACGAAAAAGUACAUUAAACAUUUACUCGGCACGUUCAGGCGGCCGGAAGGAAGCCGACUCCCUGCUUUGGUGGACGAUGGCCUCGAAAUUGAUCUUCCAAAGAACUUCGAUGCUCGUGAGAAGUGGUCCAAGUGCAUCUCUCUCCAAGAAGUUCGGGACCAGGGACCAUGUGGUUCUUGUUGGGCUGUUGGAGCCGCUGCCGCCUUCACGGACCGUUACUGUAUAGCAUCCAAGAUGGCAUUUAAUGGCCACCUGUCCGCCGAAGAGUUACUGAGUUGCUGCUAUGAGUGUGGUGACGGCUGUAAUGGAGGGUUUUCAGACAUGGCUUGGGGAUAUUUUGAAAGCAAUGGGAUUGUCACCGGAGGAGACUAUCACUCUCACGAGGGCUGCCAACCUUACACUCUUCCCACUUGCGAGCAUCAUGUCCCCGGCAAGAGGAAGAACUGUAAGGCUUACGGCAACCUGCCUACUCCUCCCUGCAAAAGCAAAUGCUAUAACAAAAAGUACAAGGAUCAUUCUUUCAUCAAAGACCAUCAUAAAGUAAAGAGUACGUUUUCGAUAAGCAACAACGUGAAACAGACCCAGAAGGAGAUAUUUAAUAACGGUCCUCUGGAAGCAUCGUUCACUGUUUAUGAAGAUUUUCUAAGCUACAAGUCUGGAGUGUACCAGCACACGUCGGGGGGCUACCUGGGAGGUCAUGCCGUUAAAGUGAUAGGCUGGGGGGUGGAGAAGAACGUCCCUUACUGGCUGGUGGCCAAUUCCUGGAACAGUGAUUGGGGCGAUCAUGGUUUCUUCAAGAUCAAGAGAGGAAACGACGAGUGUGGCUUUGAGGAUGACAUGUCUGGCGGUUACCCUGACGUUUAGUUUUUAAACUAUUAAUUAUUUAUCAAUUAUUCAUAUAAUUAAUAAUUUGAGUGACGUUUCUAACACAAAACAGUGCUGACAAUCCUCUGAAAUGAAAUAAUAUCAAUUAAUGUAAUAAUCUUACAUUCCAAAUAACGUCUCUUUAUAGUUUUCAAUAUAUUCAGUAACAAAUAAAAAGGAAGACAACGCAAAUACAAAUUUAUGUAAUAUGUGUAUGAAAUAAAACGAAACUGAAACUUA